GAUAUUUGUAAUUGCAACAAACUUAGCAGACAUCAUUCAGCGCGUUGCACCAGUUCACCAGUUGGUUUUCUCGCAAGCACCACGUUUACACACCUUUUGCAAAAAUGGCCGUGAACAUGGUCCUGUCCAGCAGUAAGGUCAUGAGCUGCGGCAAGGUUGGGCAGCGUCGUGUGUCGACCGCUUCGCCGCUCGCCGUUGUCCGCCGGGGCGCCGCGCGCGUCAACGCGGCCCGGCCGCUGUCCCGCCCGCCCGCCGCCACGCCCACCCCCGCCGUGCCCAGCCAGUUCGUGGCGGGCGGCGACGGCGACCCGGUCAUGGCGGCCUUCCAGCAGCAGCAGGCGCACGCGCCGCGCCCCUCCGCCGCCGAGGAGGCGCGCACAGUGCUGGACCAGGGCACGCACGGCGUGCUUUGCACGCUGAGCUCCGCGGACGACACCAAGGGCUUCCCAGCCAGCAGUGUGGUGGAGUUUGCGUGCGACGGCAGCGGGCGCCCCUUCUUCUCGACCUCCACGCUGUCGGCGCACACGCAGGACAUGGUCGCGGACGGCCGCGUCAGCCUCACCGUCAAGUCGCCCAACUUCCAGGGCAUGGACUGCGGGCGGCUGACGCUGCAGGGUGUGGUGGAGCCGGUGCCGGAGGCUGACAAGGCGCGGCUGCGCGAGAUCUUCCUCAAGAAGUACCCAUCGGCCUUCUAUGUUGACUUUGGUGACUUCAAGUGGUUCCGGAUGACCACCAUCAAGGCCGCGCGCUUUAACGGCGGCUUCGGCCGGGCGCCCAAGCUGACGGUGGACGAGUACCUGGCCGCCAAGCCCGACCCCGUCUACCCCUUCUCCCGCCCCGUGUGCGGCCACAUGAACGCCGACCACCUCGAGGACGGCAAGGCCAUGAUCAAGCACUACUGCGGCAUUGACGUGGACGCCUUCACCAUGCUGGACCUGGACCGCCUGGGCAUCAACUGCUCCGUCAAGCGCAACGGCGAGACCUUCAAGCUGCGCCUGCCGUUCCCCCACCCCGUGGAGGACCGCAAGGCGAUCAAGGACGCCAUUGUGGAGAUGACGAAGAAGGCCAAGGGCGCCGCGGCCAUGAACGCACGCACGCCCGGCGGCACCAUCUAAGCAGUGCUGGUCUUGUGGGCAGCUGGCGGGGGUGUUGCCGAGGUAGUGGUGGGGCGGUAGGGCUGAGGCGCCGGAUGGGCGUGCGCUCGGAUGGAGCGCCGUUCGGACGUGUGGGCGAGUGUGAGGCGCGGGCCGCGCGGUGUUGAUGGUAUGGUGCAGCGGUGCGGCCGUGCGGGGUAUUGGCUUGCAGUGUAUGGCAUCGGCGAGGUGCGCGGGUAGAUGGUUAAAUACAGACGCAAACGGCAAGCCGCCUGAGCCGGACUUGCCAAGUUUUGGAGGGGGAGUAGCGGAGCAAGCACAUGUGUUGCGAUGCGAGGAGCCACCAAGUCCUCCGGAUGCUCUCAACAGCGCUGUGAUGCGCUGCGACCUACGGAUUCGAUGUAAGGAUUCACUAAA
Messenger RNA from Chlamydomonas reinhardtii, 1511 nucleotides. RefSeq lists its product as uncharacterized. The record is from RefSeq and is a predicted model, not a curated record. The coding region runs from base 105 to 1115 and encodes 336 amino acids. NCBI's taxonomy places the organism in Eukaryota, Viridiplantae, Chlorophyta, Chlorophyceae, Chlamydomonadales, Chlamydomonadaceae. The transcript has 10 exons.